GGUAUCGAAGACACUGCUGACGCAGAACCUCCUCUUGACUCAGACACCAUUAUGGACCCCUCAGGUCAGGCGAUGUUCGAUCCUCGCAACAUACGACACCCCAGAUCGGGUGAAUGGUCGCCUCCAGAACACCUUUCCAGGUUCAUGCACCUGUGGCUCCGCAAACCUCUGGAGAAAGAGGUCCGCAACCGACUCAGGUCUGAAUGCCCACGCCCUUCCCUGCCGGAUAAGGUCGCUCAGACCCCAGAAUUUGACAAAGUUAUGACAACCUUUAUGAUGCGCAGUGGCAGAGACCCUCGACGGGGCUUAGAGAAAGGCCUAUGGGGCGCCCAAGAUAACCUACUGGAUUCCGUAGGCCCCCUGGCUCGCAUUAUGUAUCUGGCGGAUGAUGCCUACGCCAAAGCCGAUUCCUUCUCCACCGAGGACUUCAGGGAAUGGGCACAUGACAUUCGUGAGUGGGCACAACGUUGUUUUUGUUUCAUCGGAAACGCCAAUGUUACGCUCUCUUCGGAGAGACGAAAAGCAGCGUUAUUCCGUAUUAACGGUAAAUUGGCAGACCUUGGCACAAAAGAGAUUGGGCUCCAGGCGCAAGGAAAACUUUUCGGUGAACCAUUCCUCAAGGAAUUAAACAAACAUGUCAACGUGUUCACCUCCCUUAAUAAGGCGCAAUCCUCAAUGCGCAGUGUCUUCAGGAGCAACCCUACCAGAGGGGUUUUUGGAAGGGCUGGCCGGCAACGGGGCCGUGCCGCCAGCCGAUUUUGGCCUUCAGGCCCCCGUACUCAACCAACACCAUUUUAUCCGACAAGGGACUAUCAACAACGACCCUUUUCCAGAGGCUCGGAUAGAGGCCGUGGAAUCCGCGGACGCGGACGUUCCCGCUUUACUGCAGCGUAACCCUCUUCAGGUCCUCCACUGGUCGCUGGUUUGUUAAUCUUACGACCCGAUAGGAUGAGAUGAGAACUUUGUUCGGUCUUACCUCCAACCUCGUUUACCAGAAGUCUCCUCAAGUUCUACUCGCCAGAAACCGCUGUUACAGUUUUCGUUGAAUUUCUGGAUGUUCGAGCUCAACCUGGACUUUGAUGUCGCUUUUAGAAAGAGGAAGUGCACAGGCAGCAUGACCCUUAUAUACUAUGUGGCGCAGUGAUCUACUUGUUACUCUUUACA
Molecule: messenger RNA, 1164 nt
Organism: Bufo gargarizans (Asiatic toad)
Lineage: Eukaryota; Metazoa; Chordata; Amphibia; Anura; Bufonidae
Exons: 2
Coding region: 52-894 (280 amino acids)
Source: RefSeq, a predicted model, not a curated record